Molecule: messenger RNA, 1941 nt
Organism: Hibiscus syriacus
Lineage: Eukaryota; Viridiplantae; Streptophyta; Magnoliopsida; Malvales; Malvaceae
Exons: 6
Coding region: 1-1914 (637 amino acids)
Molecular function (GO): protein binding
Source: RefSeq, a predicted model, not a curated record
AUGAGGCCACUGGAAGCUACACAUGGUGAUUUGGCCCCUCCUUACAGGAGGUCAACCAGCAAUACCACUGAACAUCUUCCAUUGUACAAAGCAGUGGAUAGUGGUGAUUUGGAAGCCACCAAGAAGUUCCUGGAUCAGUAUCCCAAUGCAUUGUACGGUAGCCUUUCCACGGACGGAGACACUGCUCUUCACAUCGCGGUCCUAGCCGGUCACAUAGACAUAGUCGAGGAGUUGGUGGGGCGCAUGUCGGCAGAAGAUGUAGCGGUUAAACAGAGACUCGGUUCGACGGCCCUUAAUUUCGCCGCCAUCGGAGGAGUCACGGAGAUUGCCGAGUUAUUGGUGGAAAAGAAUAGAGACUUGCUUAAGAUUUCGAAUGAUUAUGAUCAGAUCCCUCUUGUUGUUGCUGCUCUCUAUGGACAUAGAGAUUUAGUGCAAUAUCUUUACUUGGAGACUCCCAUAGAAGAGCUUGAUCCCAGAAAUACAAACCAUGGAGCUAUUUUUCUUACCGCUUGCAUUAUGGAUGAAUUUUAUGAUAUUGCUUUGGAUCUACUCCAGCACUACCCUCAACUGGCAAUUGCCGAAGACACCGAUAAAGACACAGCUCUGCAAGUAUUGGCUCAAAAACCAUCUGCAUUCCCAAGUGGAACUCUGCUUUCAUUUUGGAAGCGCUGGACUUAUAAAUGUAUUCAUUUAAAUCCGGAAAAGAUGUCUCUCAUCGUUUCGGGAGACAUCGAAAGGCCUCACGAGGGUGCACCCCAUCGAAGGAGCUUCACUAAACGAGUUCUUCACCAACUAGCAAAAAUUUUCUGGAAAGGCUUAAAACUAUCUGUACCGGGCUUUACGAGAAUAUACGAGUUAAAGCUGACACAUCUUCAAGCCAAAGAGCUUCUAACGUGCAUCUGCCGAGAGGUAUCGAAUUUGGAAGACGAGAUAAAACUGGAAGCUCUGGUGAAAAAAUCAUUAUUCCAGGCCGUCAAACAAGGGAUUGUGGAGUUCGUCACAGAGAUUAUGAAGCAUUAUCCCGAAGUGGUAUGGUUCUACGACGACAAAGACCGGAACAUAUUCUUCAUUGCGGCGGCCGAACGCCAAGAAAAGAUUUUCAGCCUUAUAUAUAAAAUGGGUGCCAAACAACACUCCCUGGCUACUCACUGGGAUAAGGACUAUAACAACAUGUUACAUCAGGCAGCGUUCUUAGCCCCUUCGUCUCAGCUCGAUCGAGUUUCGGGUGCGGCUCUGCAGAUGCAAAGGGAGCUUCAAUGGUUCAAGGAAGUGGAGAGAGUUGUGCAACCCAAGUACAAGGAGAUGAUCAACAACCAUUUCAAAACACCACGAGCAUUGUUCUCGGACCAUCAUAAGAAACUAGUGGAACAAGGGGAGCAAUGGACAAAGGACACAGCCGAGUCAUGCACCGUGGUCACCGCUCUCAUCGUUACGAUUAUGUUCUCGGCCGUGUUUACCGCCCCUGGCGGAUACGAUAACUCCGGCGUACCGAUCUACUUGAACCGAAACUCCUUCUUGGUUUUCAUAAUAUCCGACGCGUUAUCGCUUUUCAGCUCCACGACGUCGUUGCUGAUGUUCCUGGGAAUACUGACGUCUCGAUAUAGGGAAGAGGAUUUCCUGAAGACGGUGCCGACGAAACUGAUGGUCGGACUUUCUUUGCUUUUCUUCUCGCUGGCGACCAUGAUGAUAAGCUUUGGGGUGGCGUUGUACAUUGUUCUGCGGGAGAGAAUAGCGUGGGUUUCGUUUCCGAUCAUCUUGCUGGCUAGUAUGCCGAUUACUCUGUUCGCAUUUCUGCAGUUUCCUUUGCUUGUGGAGAUUUUCAUUUCAACUUACGGACCAGGAAUCUUUGACAAGCCCAAGAAGAAAUUGUGUCGGUCGGCUUCCUCCCGAUCUUCGACGCGUUGCUUUCGUUAGCUGAGGAUUGCUGCCAUCCAACAUGAU